AUGCGGGAUGACGACAAGGAUGAGGGCGGCGCGGAUGACGGGAAGCUCAGCGCCGCCGUUUCCUUCCACAACAGCUCCCGCAACAGCACGGAAUACAGCACGGAUCAGAGUGUUGUGAUCGAAACCGUGGCGACGAGCACUUUACAUGAGGAUACCACACGCGCAGGAACGGUUCGGGCGGCUGGUGUGGAGGCCGCGCCGCCGGCUUUGGUGGUUUCCCGUGCAGGAUUCUCCUCUUCCCUGUUCGCUCUGUUGCAAGAGAGUUUCAGCUCGUCGGGGUUCUGCCCCUCAUCCACAGUUGCCAUCUCCACGAAGUCUGGCGGCGCGGACGAUGCAGCCGCUCGCCGCGUCGUGCUUUCCUCGCGUUUUCAGCAGCCAAACCCCCAUCAUCACCUCCAGCGAAAGUCCACUAACGGGAAAGAGGAAGGGAAAGAGGAAAAGGAGGAUAAGGGGACCUGGAUGGAAGGCCUCCGCCAAGCAGCACGCGGCCCUGUCAAGGGGAUCUUUUCCCUCACCGCGGUCUGCGCCUCCACGACCACCUCCGAAGGGUCGUCAGAGACGCCUCUUUGCGGUUCCGCGCAUCUUCACAAGUUCCUCCCGGCGGCUUUGGAGGGAUCGCCGACUUCUCCUUGCAAAAAUCCUUCACCGCCGCCUAAUCUCGCGGCGUUGUUGGUUUCUUCCGCUCCCGUCGCAGCGGGUGAUGGGAACGCGCUCGUGAACGCUCACGAUGACGAACCAUCGCCACUGCAAACCAGCCGCUGCUUCCCAGAGGACACGGAGGGGGUGGUGGAGGACGCCACACGUGGCGGCACCACACCAGAAUCGCUUUUUCUUCAGCAGCUCGUUACUUUGGCUGGAGGAUCGCAGACGGGUGGAUCGCUAAACGCCGUGGACGAAGGGAGAAGUUCUCUUUCUCGGCCUGCCCGUGUGUCCCCUUCACCACCACUUCUAAAAUCACCUAAUCGGUUUGGGGAGGCGCUUGCCGCCAAUACGGCACCUUCCGAGGACGUUUUACCAGAGAACUUUGUGAAAAAAGAGGAAGAGGGGGCUGGUUUACUUUUAAACCUCAACGCGUUACCUCCUCUUCUUGUAUCGCCGCCGUCAUGUGGGCUCGCCGUCGGCUUUCGAGAGCGCCCAAGUGGCGAAAUCGCGCCGAGGGCGGAUCGAUCCGGGGAGUUGGGUAGGGUCUUUUCGCCCAGCCAAUGGGGUGCGAGUGAAAUAAGCGUGUCCUCAAUGGAGCGGUCUGCGGCCGGCAAACGCCACGAAGGCAGUGAUCGAGGGGAGGCUCAGCUGCCAGGGGAUACCACUUUCGUGGCGAUGUCAGAACGGAAAGGUUGUGCGCUGCCGGACCCCUCACCGAUUCCUGAGAAUUUACCUACUGCGCAGGGUGGUGGUGUGAUUCCCUUGAUUCAAGACGGAUACGACGCCAAGAAUGAGGAUGACGUAGCGCGGAUUCAAACAGCAAAAUCUUCUUGUGAGUUUUCCACGGCAUCAAUGGCUGCUUUGGAUGUGUGUGUCGUACGGAGCAUUCCACUUCCCUCGGCAUCCUCGUCGUCAUCUUCUCGUCGGAUGUCCAAUGUCGAGAGCCCUGCCGAGGUUUGUGGGGGUUCGGAGGGGGAUGGGCUGUGCACGGGCGAGGGCGUACUGCCUGGCGUCAAUCCCGCGGCUUCCAUUCCGCCCGAGAAGGGGAGUCGGGAUGAACGCACCGGAGGUAACCUCGCUGAGGAAUCCGCCUGCGAGCAAACCAGUCAUUUACUCUCAACCCUGAAGCAACCACUCCAGCAACCGCCUCAAGGGCAAGGAGGGGUGGAUUUGAACAUUCGGAGCAAUCCGUCUCCGGAAACCUCCCAUCGAAUCCAUUCGACCCAUGAUAAGGCGCUUCCUGCGUUCUCUGGAUCGGUGGGUCCGUUGUCGAGCUCGUGUCCGGUCGCUAGGAGCGGCUUUGGUAAUGGAUUAUCUGUCGCGUCCACCUCUGUAGAGCCUUCUUCCUUUCCUGAGAUGAAGACAGCUAGUGGAGAGAUUGCUUUAACACGCCCUGUGAGAGCCCCUGAUGCCACUGUUGGUAUUAAGGAUGCGGCUAGCCGGGAAAAGGAGAGAUCGAAGAGCGAGGGGAACGCACCACAUGGGCUAAAUGGUGAAGGGGGUGAUCGUGAAUCCUGCGGCAGCAUCUCGGAUGCCUUUAGGGUGCCUCCUUUUGCGUACUAUUCCAUCCUGCGUGCACACCGCCACUUUGCUACAACAGGUGCGAGCCUCCACAGCGUUGGCUCGAGCUACUUUGGCAACUCGUAA
Phytomonas sp. EM1 is the source of this 2289-nucleotide messenger RNA. Lineage: Eukaryota; Euglenozoa; Kinetoplastea; Trypanosomatida; Trypanosomatidae. The record is from the annotation of a GenBank genome assembly.